Molecule: messenger RNA, 2328 nt
Organism: Acaromyces ingoldii
Lineage: Eukaryota; Fungi; Basidiomycota; Exobasidiomycetes; Exobasidiales; Cryptobasidiaceae
Product: DEAD-domain-containing protein
Exons: 3
Coding region: 1-2328 (775 amino acids)
Cellular component (GO): nucleus
Molecular function (GO): nucleic acid binding; ATP binding
Source: RefSeq, a predicted model, not a curated record
AUGUCAGGCCUCUUCCUUCCCUGGGUCACCCGCAACGCGAGAAGCAGGAGUGUCGCUCGCGCCCUCUCGAUGUUCUCGGUAAAGCGCUUCGACGGCUCGGCCGCGGCGUCGGGAAGCAAUGACGGUGCCGGCGAUGGCGCUCCGGCGCGAAAUGUUGAUCGAAUCGCCGCGAUCAACCGACAGAUGCCGGCACCUGCGCCCAAGAGAGUGCAGCCGGUGGCAGGAAAGGUCAAGAGCUCGACGUCAAAGAAGCAACAAGCUACCAGCAAAACAAAGGCAAAAGAAAGAUACUUGAAGGCUAAGAAAGAGAGGAGGAAAGCCCGGCAAAAGGCAAUGCCUGCGGCAAACAAGAGGAAGAAGGUCGAUGCGAGCCAGGAGGACGAGGUGCAAGAACUUGCCCAAGCAGCAGUCGAGGAAGGUAACAAGGGGCAAGGAAAGGGCGAGGAGGUCACAUCAUCAUCAUCAACGUCUUCUUCAUCAUCAUCAUCAUCACCAUCAUCAUCGUCGUCGUCGUCGUCGUCGUCAUCAGGGUCAAGCUCGGACUCGGACUCGGAUUCAGACUCGGAUGCCGAGGGCAGCAGCGCGGAGGAGGUGGAGUCCCAAAGGCCAGUCGAAAGCGAGAACAAGAUGGAUGUAGAUGAGCCAGAGGGGCUGUCGAGGCUGCCAGCGCCUCGACAGACGGAGUGGGGCUCCAAGGCAGACCUAGCGCUACAGGGCCUACCUCAAGGGCUCACCAGACCGACAUUGGUAGACCCGGAACUCCGCUCGAGCGUCAAGGCAAAUACUGAGGAGGGAAAGGGGGACUUGGACCUGGUCAGUGCUCCUAUGCGCUCGCGCCUCGAGAAGCUGGGCGUGUCCGAGUGGUUUGCCGUCCAGACGUCCGUCAUUCCCAUGCUUCUUUCCCAUCCGACCGCCUACUCGCUCUACCCGUCGCCCCCACCUAGUGAUCUUUGCGUCUCUGCACCCACUGGAAGCGGCAAGACGUUGGCGUACGCUGUUCCGAUAGUCGAGGUGCUACGACGGCGGAUCUGCAUCAGGCUUCGUGCUUUGAUUGUCCUGCCCACGAGGGACCUCGUCAACCAGGUCAGGGAGACGAUGCAGGGUGUGUGCAAGGGAAGCGGCUUGAGCAUCGCAAGCGUGACCGGCCAGCAGAGCUUUGCGCAGGAGCAGGCACUCCUUGUCAACCUUGCCGAGGGCCAGCAGCGUCGAAAGAACAUCGCCGGUCUCGUGUCUUCCUCUGCGACUAUUUCAGAGGAGCCCUCUGCGCAUACAGAGGGAGAGAACACGAGCAAGGUGGACAUUCUCAUCGCAACCCCCGGCCGGCUUAUCGACCAUCUGGACGCCACGCCUGGAUUUACCCUCCAGCAUCUCCGCUUUCUCGUCAUCGACGAAGCCGAUCGUCUGCUGGGCCAAUCGUUUCAGGAGUGGCUUCCCCGCAUCCUCGAUGCGCUCGAUCCAAGAAAGACGAUGCAGGCAUCAAAGGACGAUGCCAGUGCACCUGCCUGGCUUCGGCGCAGCAUCAGCAAGACCACUGGCGUCCGUCUGGGCACCUUUGGCGAAGAGGAGGACCGAGACCCGUCGUCGUCGCCCGUCCAGAAGCUCCUCUUUUCAGCUACACUUACGCGAGACCCAGCCAAGAUUCUUGCGCUGGACCUGCGCGAUGCGCGAUUCGUCUCUGUACAGCAGGGCGCAUCCUCUGGCAGCUUUGUCUCGCGCGAGGAGAGCUUCGCACUGCCAUCGACGCUCCACGAACACUACCUCGUCGUGCCCUCGUCCGACAAGCCGUUGCACCUCUUUGCGCUUCUCCGGCCCGCGCCCGGCGCGGACAGAGAGGCACUGCGGUCCGUCCUGUGCUUUACCAAGUCCGUCGAGAGCGCCUCGAGGCUCGUCAAGCUCGUCGAGCUUUUUGAGGAGGAGCGCGCGGCGAUACGGAGGAGAAACCUUGAAGAGAAGGAGGCUGCGCUCAACGUUCAGGUCUAUUCGAGCGAGCUGGGACCAGGCCAGCGGAUGCGGAUGCUCGACGAAUUCCGCAAUGGUCAAGUUGAUGUCCUCGUGUGUUCCGACGUCAUUUCGCGCGGCAUCGACCUGCCCCACGUCCGCCACGUCGUGUCGUACGACGUCGCCGUCGACAUGGCCAAGCACGUCCACCGCAUCGGCCGCACGGCACGGGCCGGAAAGCGGGGCGACGCCUGGACGCUCGUCGAGGAGCACGAGGCGUGGUACUUUAAGCGCAUGCAGCGCAGGGGCUCGGCGAGCGCAGACGAGCGCCUCGACAAGGUCAAGAUGGACAAGGCGCAGCUCGAGACGGCUGUCUACCGUGUUCUCUAG